Molecule: messenger RNA, 10210 nt
Organism: Chilo suppressalis (striped riceborer)
Lineage: Eukaryota; Metazoa; Arthropoda; Insecta; Lepidoptera; Crambidae
Source: the annotation of a GenBank genome assembly
CUGGAGCGUAGAUUUAGAACGUAGCCCAGGCAGGAUGACGUGUAAAUGUCAAAUUGACAAGUGCCGUCAUCUUUUCGUUUCGUGUCUGUGAUGAUUUCUUUUUAUUGAAAUAAUUUAGUUUAAUUAAAAACUAAUGACCUAAAUAUUAUAAACAGUGAAUGGCAUUUAGUAAAUAUCGUCAACAUGUCCACACUCCGAGAACGUCAACUAAAUGCUCUUAAGCAAAUGCUCAACUUGAAUCAGCCCAUAACUAAGAGUAUAGCAAACGAACCUACUUGGAAAGUUCUAAUAUAUGACAGAGUUGGACAAGAUAUAAUUUCUCCCCUUAUAUCAGUCAAGGAGCUGAGAGAACUAGGCGUGACUUUACACGUUCAACUUCAUUCAGAUAGAGAUCCAAUACCUGAAGUACCGGCAGUAUACUUCUGUGCUCCAACAGAAGAGAAUAUUGGUAGAAUAUGUCAAGAUCUUGACAAUGGCAUAUAUGACCUUUACCAUUUAAACUUUAUUUCACCGAUAACAAGGCAAAAACUCGAGGACUUGGCAGCAUCUGCCAUACACUCUAAUUCUGCUGUAAAUAUUCAAAAAGUUUAUGAUCAAUAUCUUAAUUUUAUUUGCUUGGAAGAUGAUCUUUUUAUUAUGAAACACCAACAAUCAGAUUUAUUAUCUUACUAUGCUAUAAAUAAAGGUGACACAAAAGAUACUGAAAUGGAAACAAUCAUGGACAACAUAGUAGAGAGUUUAUUUUCAGUAUUUGUUACACUAGGUAAUGUCCCAAUCAUAAGAAGCAGUAAAGGAAAUGCAGCAGAAAUGGUUGCCAAGAAACUAGACAAAAAGUUAAGGGAAAACUUGUGGGACGCUAGAAACAAUUUAUUUCAUGGUAACACUGGACAGGGCGGCUCCUUAAGUUUUACAAGGCCUAUGCUCAUUUUGUUAGAUAGAAAUAUAGAUAUGGCCACCCCUCUACAUCACACAUGGACAUACCAGGCACUGGCUCAUGAUGUACUAGACUUGUCACUAAAUAGAGCAAUGGUUCCAGAAAGCUCGAAUACAGCAGUGGCAUCAGGCCAUAAAGUAAAGACCCGUGUUUGUGAUUUGGAUUCCAAAGACCCAUUAUGGGUGGAACACAAGGGCAGCCCAUUUCCCACUGUUGCAGAAGCAAUACAAGAAGACUUAGAUAAAUAUAGGAGUUCAGAAGCUGAAGUGAAAAAGUUGAAAAGCUCAAUGGGCUUGGACGCAGACAGUGAUCUGGCCCUAAGCCUCGUGAGCGAUAACACGCAGCGAUUAACAAGCGCGGUCAACUCAUUGCCACAGCUUAUGGAAAAGAAACGUCUUAUUGAUUUACACACUACCAUAGCCACAGCAAUCCUCAACGCGAUAAAGUCUAGAAGGUUGGACUCGUUCUUUGAAUUAGAAGAAAAGAUAAUGAGUAAAAGCAGUAGUGUAGAAAGUAAAGCCGUUGUGGACUUAAUAGCUGACCCAAGCGCUGGUACAGAAGAAGACAAAAUGCGCCUUUUCAUAAUUUACUAUCUGUGCACCUCGCAAAUACCCGAAGACGAAUAUAAGAAGUUCGAGACUGCACUGCAGGAAGCUAACUGCGAUAUUAAACCGAUGACGUAUAUGAGAAGACUAAAAGGCUUCACAAAAAUGUCGAGUCAAUAUGAAGGCGGAGGGACAAAAACAGUUUCCAUGUUCUCAAAAUUGGUGUCGCAAGGUUCUUCGUUUGUAAUGGAAGGGGUGAAGAAUUUAGUAGUAAAGAAACAUAAACUGCCCGUGAGUCGUACGGUAGAAACGGCCCUCAGUGGCGGCGAGGCGGGCGCCGAGUUGACGUGGACGGAUAUGCAAUAUAAUAUUAAUACAAUCAUUGUACCAAUUUCUUGGUCCUUAGGCAAACUGCCUGUGAGUCGUACGGUAGAAACGGCCCUCAGUGGCGGCGAGGCGGGCACCGAGUUGACGUGGAUGGAUCCACGCGCCGCCCGCACGGACGCUGCCGCCCGCGCCCGAGCCGCACGGCACCCACCUCCUAGCGACGCGGUCGUGUUCCUGGUGGGGGGCGGCAACUACAUAGAGUACCACAACCUCAUCGACUUCGCCAAGCAACAAGCAGCUAGCGGCACGCCUAGAAAGAUUAUCUACGGAUCCACUACGUUGCCUAACGCAUCUCAGUUUUUAAAACAACUAUCCCUAUUAGGAGAAGAGAUCCAAUGAACAUUCCCGAUCCGACUAAUAUAUUGUAUAAUAAUUAUGAUAUUAUAAAUUAUUACUAUGUAUACACCUACUUCUAGAAUAUGAUUUGUAUAAUUUACUUAGGCUUACGGAUGGACAAUGAAUGAAACAUGUUUCAACAAGUUGGCAUUUUAUUUACAAUGACAUUGAAAAUAUAGCUAACAUCUAAUACACUACUAAUAAUUUUGAUUGUUUUGAACAAGAAGUAUAAAAUCUAAAUCACAAGAGUAGUAUUUUUUUAACAGUAUCAGAUCUAAAACCAUGAACAAUACGAAGCCUCAUAAAGUUCUCGUGAUGGCAAUAUUUUCAAACCCAAUGUACAAAUAAAAUUUAAUAUUCAUAACAUGUUACAAAUAUAUGUUUUGAGAAUGCCCUGAAAUAAAAUCCGAAUUUCCCAGCCCUUACACUAUUGUGCUAAUUUAAAAACUAAACUGUAUAAUAUGAUCAAUUAUUUUAAACACGUACAUAAUAAUCCUCGAAAAAUAGCCUAUAUGUGUUAGGUAUUACUCUAAUAUUAUUAAUAAACAUAUAUUAAUAAAGAAAAAUAUCUGUAUUAAGUGAACGAGGAACUUGAAUAUCUUAGUACUGCGUAAAUAGACAAUAAAUAAUAUUUUCUGACGGAUAAAAAUAUUAAUUAGAUUAUUUUCAAACUGACAACAACCUGAUAUAACAAUAAAAAUAAAUAAUUCUUAUGAAUAUAACUAUCACGGAACAUGAUAUGGUUUUGGCACAGUAAUUAAACAAAAAUAAGGCCUAAGAGAGACAUGCGACAGUGUACAUUCAACGGACUAUUAUUUAUCUCCCAAUCUACUCGACAUCCCCUUCAUUUAUAUAAAACAUCACAAUCACCACAUAGUAUGGUUAGAUUGAACACAAUUCCCUUACCUUUUAGCAACAAAAUUGCUUGAAACUUAACUCAAAAACCAUUUUGUUGCUACGUUUGUUUAUUUCAAUAGACAAUAGACAUAUGAGUUAACACAUAAUAGUGAAUGAAACAUACAAAAUAUUAAACCAUAGGUUUGAGUUAUUUAUUAUUAUAUGAAUUAAGUAAAUAUGAUUGUUAAGUAGGUAAACCAGUUUUACGUAAGUAUUGUGAGCUUCAAUGUUAUUUCAACAAAAUAUCGACCCAUUUCUCUCAUAAACCUUAUAACGAUUGAAGAGAGCACAAAUAUAAAACGAUAAUUAUGAUAACACAGUGUAGUCAUGGCAAAAUCACAACAACAUAAUAUAUUAACAAUUGCAAUUUUCAAACUUUUCAAAAGAGAUUAUAUUUGUGCAUAAAGAAAACAAGAUCAUUUAAAGUUCCAAACACAAGCACUAACACGUAAGAUAAGGUAGUGUUUUGUAUCUAAUGUAAAUAUCAAAGUCAUGUGUACAUAAAUAUCAGAUAAAAUCGUUAAUGUCAUACAAUUAUUAAAAAUAUUGUGCGUACAAAAAACAUUAUAUUAUAAUUGAAAACACUUGACAAAGCAUAUAUUGAUAAAGCUAUCAAAUUAAUAAAUUCACAUGAUAAAAAUGGCACAUACAUAAGCGCCCAACACUGUGACUGCAUAAAAUAAAGUCUUCAAACUCAGGACUAAAUUCAAGAAUCAAUUUAAUUUUUUUAUUAAUCUCAAAAAAAACUGAAGAUUGACUCACGAUAAUAGCACGAUGCAAACUUCAUGACGACUGUGAUGCUGAUGCCCGCACUUCUUCACUUGCCUAUUCGUAUUUGCUACUUGUAAACUUGACAACCGUCUGUCCUUACCAUGAUUUAUAAGGAAUGAAAAGGACAGACUGAUGUCAGCAAACACGAGUAACCAAGUGGAGUAUGAAGUUAACUUAAGGUCACAGCGCAGUAAACGAAAUUCAGAUGUACGCUGGGUGUCAAUCUGAAUGCCCCUAGCAUUGCGCUGCGCUCGCUGCCAACUUUGGGUUUGAAUCGCAAUAUACGUGUGAAUUAAGGUCUGUAUUAUAUCGUUUUGGAAUGAGACUGAUUCGAUGACAUGUCGCCACGUCAUCAUAAACGCCAUGAACAACGUAUGAUGCCGCAUUGAGCAACGUUAGCGGAAAGCGUGCUCCUUAUGACUCACUUUUUUAUGUUAAAAGGGUGGAAACCAAGCAUAUGGGCCAGCCUGAUGGUAAGCUGGCACCACCAAAAUACCUUUUUAAGGAGCGAAAUAAUGAAAUAAUAAGUGGCCGCAUAGAAGCACUAUAUAGAUCUAUCUUACAGCUACGACAACGACCCAAAAAGAUAGCUAGGUGAUCCAUUUUAUCUAUUUACUUUUGUAAACACUAGCAAAGUCCGCCAUUUACUGUAUUUUGGUAAAGAAGAAUAAAAUAAAUAAAUAAAGUCAAAAUACCUUUAAAAACUGAAACACUUGCUAUACAUAUGUAUGCAAAGAGGGAUUUUGUCACAGUGUCUGGCUACCCAUUAAAUAACACCGAAAUAAAUACGAAAAUAGCUAAAUUUUAACGUGCCCUUAUAAAACAUAGACAGAUCUAAGUAACAGCGUCAACAGAUUAUGCUUAUAUCUAAUGAAUCCAUUACAAGGACCACAAAAGUACUAGUUACACAGAUUAAGGCGCAUUUAGACGAAUAUUCCGUGUAUACUACACUUAAAAUAUUAAAACCUUAUGCAAUAUAAUGCUUUAUAACAAUCAAGCAGUACAUGUUUAUGGAAAUACUUAACGACAGUAUUAAUUUGUCAACAAGUAAACUCAUCCCUUAACAUAAUGUAAGUAUAAUUAUGAUUGUAAUGGACUUAAAUGCCAUUGACAAUUUAUAACAUACGUCUAAUUACUAAGUACGAAAUUAAUUGGUACAAUUUAUUUUUAAGGGGUCAUGGUCAAGUAGGUAUAUGAAACAUUCGUCAUUGGAGGAUACAAGAUAUAGGUAAUACGGUUAUUCUCAAAUAAAAAUAGGUACGACAAAUGAUAUUCUCUUUAAACAAAGAAAAAAAAUGAUUUUCUAGCGUUAAGUUUAUUUCAGUACAAACUAAACAAUCUUAGACAUUCUUUUAUUUGUUUAGUGAAACGUAAAAUAGUAUUAUACUUUUCUACGCAGUGUUUUGUUCACAUCACAGAAAAAUAAUUUAUAAUUUGAUGAACUGCGACAAAAGAUUGAGUAACCAGACGUUAUGCAAGGGUUACAUCUCAAAAAUCAUUGCACAAAUCCGCAAAAGAAACGUUUAAUUUUCAUGUCAAUAUAAUUAUAAUCAUUGUACAAACAAGAUUUAUUAAAAUUUCUACACAAGGAAGACAAAGAGUAGGUAAGUACUAAUAAGGUAGAAAUAUAACUUUUUUCAAUCCCUUCAGCACAAAAAAAUCAAUAGAACUCGUGCAAAUUUACAAAUAAAACCAAUAUUUCUCUAUUAAUUCAAUUAAAAAGCUCGGACGGUAGAUACAUAUCAAUCUAAAUGGAAUAUGUAUCUUCUCUAAGUGUGGCCUUUUUUUAUAAUUUGUAAGUCAUAAUUAUGAAAUAGCUAUGAUAUAACAUAGUUAUAAGAUGUUUACAACAGAUGGAAUGUUCGAUGAAUUUAUUAAAUUGUGAACUCUAAUGUAUUUUAAGUUCUUUACAAAUAGGCCGUAUUUGAACUGCUACAUAGGUGGAAAAUAACAGAGAGCAUUUUUUACAAAUAUAACGUACGCUUAAUCGAAUACGCUGGCGUGCACGCUUAUGUUUACACUAUUUUUUUAGUACAGUAUUUGCGUUAUUUUAAAGUUCGGUGUUCUUGAUGCACGUUACUCAUUACGUGCAAUAUUCGCAACUAAAUGUAUUAUGAUGACAGAUGGUAAUGGUUAACACAAACUUUGGACUGUAUGACUGUACUAAUUAGUCAGCGUGCUAUAAACAUGCGUACAUCUCUUGCACUGCGUAUCAUCAACUCGUAUUACGAAUUAUUGUCAUGGAAAUCGUUAUUGCAAAGAUAUCACGACAUUGUGAUCGCUAACUCUUUAUGUUCUGGCGAAUGGACUACCGAUAAAUUAAGCGCGAAAUUUCCAACAAAUCAUAAAUUGGUGAUAAAAUCGCAAAAAAAUCAUUAAAACUUACAGUAUCACCACCAAAACUAAAUCGUAUAUUGUCAUCAGUUCAAAUACAGACAGAUAAACCCUUAAAAAUAAACUAUAUAACAUAUCAUUUAUUAAAUGUGAUGAGAAUGCUUAAUUUAAUUCAAUGAAAUACAAUGGUCACUAUAAAGCUUCACAAAUACACCAUUUUGUAAAAUACAAUAGUCACUAUUAAGCAUCACAAAUACACCAUUUUGGAAUGUUAAAUAAAAUUGAAUUAGAAUCCAUCGAAAAAUAUACAUAUUUUUUGGUUAAUAUGGAAUGUACAAAUGUGAAUAAUCUAAUACACAAAUAGUGAUAAAAAAUCUUUUUAUUUAUUAUUAUCACUGAUUAAAACGUUUUAAUAUUUUAUAAUAAAGUAUUUUAAGAUUUGUGAAAUAAUUCUAAUAAAGGUACCUACUUAAAAAAAACAUCGAUAUGAUUUUUUUCUGCCAAUCUAUUCCGCUAUUUCUGGGUUACAAUAUUCUAAAACGCCCGCAAUUUUCAGUCUUAUAGACAGAUCAAAAUGUUUUUUAUAUUUUAUUUCAGCGCCCAUCAUAAAUACCCGACGGACGCUUAUAUAGAUAGACCCCACACAGGCACUGCUUAAUAGGGCAGUAAAGUCCAUUUUUAUAUACUCAUAUCAGAAAGAUUAAGGUUUUUAAAUCUUUAUAAUAUAUAAAUUAAUACAUAUUUUCCUUGGUUACGCCAAACUUGAGAACGAACAUACCGAUUUCAUCCAUUUAAGUUCUCUAACAUUUCUGGUUUUCUCGGAAAAAAUUAAGUAAUUUGCGGAAAACUAAAGUUAACGGGGGAAAAGUCGCGGGCGGAAAGUAGAAGCUAGUCUAUAAUAAAAUCAGCAAUAAAAUCUUUGCAUUCGAGCAAAAACAAAAGAGUACAAACACAAAGUUUUAAAUGUGUUGGAAAGUGAAACAUUAAAAAACAAGAAAAGGACGCAACCAGAGCAAAAUGUCCCGACCACACUCGCAGUCUUUGAUAAAAAGUAAUAAUGUGUAUAACUCAGAUUACAGAACUAAACCUUAGGCUACUACCCUAUAAUGUUUAUUCAAACUGAAAUUAAUUUCACUAAAUUGUAGACUUCUAAAUCGAAGAAUAAUAAACCCUUGCAAAGCAAUAGCAAAUAAUGAUAUUAUAUGUUUUUAAAAAUGCAUUUUUUAUUGCAUUUUCACUUCAUUAGGCCUGUAACAUCAAUGGCAUACAACAAGUCCCGAUUAGCGUCCAUGACAGGCUUGACUCUAACGCAGCCGUUAUGAUUUCAACUUUGAAUUCAUACCAACUGAUGAUUUAAUAUAAGGUCAAUUAAAACUUAAGACCUUUUUACCUUUUUGGUUAUAUGCAAUAUUAGAAUCAAGCACGUUAUUCUACAGCUUAGAUUUUGAUUCAGAGUAUUAAACUUAUUACCAAAUUUAAUGUAACAGUGCGACAUACAAACAAAUUACUAACCUACUUCAAAAUAGGCAUUUGUGAUAACCAGACGACAGGAAGGAUUAAACUUUAGAAUCAGAAAACUUACACUACAUAUAAGUACCAAUAACAUUAUUUCAUGAUUUUUAAAAACAACUACUAGGUAUUUGAAGGAUUAAAUAGGUUAAUAUUCUUUAAUAUACUUAUAACAUGAUUCCUGUCACAAGUUUAAUGUCGAUAUUGAUGAUUCAAAAUGUACACAUUGCAAUACCUUUUUUUUAAUUUUUAUGUUUAGAAGCUAAUGAAUAUUGUAUAGUCCAUUAUUAUAAUGCUUAGAAAAUUCAUCAUGUAUUGUUCCUAAUGAUUUUGCAACAGGUCUUACAUUAAGUAUAGGUAUAUAAGUGAUUAUCACCAUAGCUAAAUAUUUAAGUCAGUAUCUUUAAAUUAAAGAGAAUGUUGUUUAACCUAUGUUAUUAUUUAAAAAGUGAAGUUCAAGGAUAGUUAAAAGUUUCUUGAUAAACAAUUUAUAUGAUACAUAUGAUACAGUCAUGUAAAUUUAAUAGAUCAUACAUUAAGACAAAUCCGCAAAGAUUUGAACAUGAGAUUCCAAGUCACUCCUGAGAAAAUAGAUAAUGGAUUUUUUCAGUUUUAAGAGAGUUGUGAAUAAGAGAGUUUUAGUUAAAUUUGAUAAGUUUAAAUUUGACAGCAGAAUUCAUAAUAUGACUAGGUAUAAUGUCUUAUAACAGUUCGUUGAUUUCCAUUACCUAAAUAUGCUUAGUAAUUACUUUUUUAAGCAAUGCUCCAAUUAAAGUUUCAAGCGCUGAUAAUGUAUAUAUAGCGAUGACACAAAUCUCAGGCAUGUCUGUUAGCAACUGUUUGGACAAUGAACAUCAAUUACUAUGGCACGUCUACCAAUUUAAUAAGUACCACAGACGCUCCAAUGAAAAUGUGAGCAUAACCAACUCACAAUGUUUUAUAAAUUCAAUAAUUCUGUAUUAAGUACCUUUUCAAGCAGAUGUAAAUAUAUGGUGGCAGGUUAAUUGGUAUUAGAUUAUGCAGCUAUUGUUUGGGCUGUGUACGACUCGAGCUGCUGCUGUUUAAUGCCAUUUUUUGCAUUUGCCGGAUAACUGUUGUAGCAUGAUAUGCCUGUUUCCAACGAGACUUUGCGAAAUUCUUUUUGAGCUGCUCAGACACUGUACCAUGUAUAUUCUUGUUGCUGGCUGCAUUUCCAGAAAUCCAAGGGUGUGCCAAUGCUUGCCUGAAAGUAUACCUCUUCUCCACAUCUACACACAUCAAAUGCCGAAUGAAGUCCUUAGCUGAAUCACUGAUGUCAUCCCAAUAUGGUGAGUCAAAUUCAAAAUCUCCUUUUAAUAUUUGUGCAAACAAGUUUGCAUCAUUUUCAUCAUAGAAUGGAGGGUAUCCACACAACAAUAUGUACGAAAUUACUCCUAUACUCCACACAUCAACUGCCUUCCCAUAUGGUUUUUGUGCAAGCACUUCUGGUGCAACAUAUCCUGGAGUUCCACAAGCAGUGGCCAUUAUUCCAGAGUCUUCUAUCUUUGAUAAACCAAAAUCACUUAUCAUUAUUUUGCUAUCCUCAUCUGCACUAUAGUACAAGAGAUUUUCUGGCUUUAAAUCUCUAUGAACUACACCUUGGGAAUGCAUAUAAUCAACAGCUUCCAACACUUGUCUAAUGAGAUUUGAUGCGUCUUUUUCAGUGUAAGAGCCUUUUUCUACGAUUCUGUCGAAUAAUUCACCACCUGUCACCAACUCCAUAACAAGGUACACUUUGCUUUUGUCUUCAUAUGUCUCUAACAGCUGGACAAUGUUUGGAUGAGAAAACAUUUUUUUCUCUCCUCCUUCAACUUUUGCUUGCUCACUAAAUCUUUUCAACACUCUAAUUUCAUUCUCCAAUGAGUCUUCCUUUCCCUUUAAAGCUUUUUUAUCGAUAAUCUUGCAAGCGAACAGCUGGCCGUUUUCCUUGCUUUCUAUCAAUCUCACUUCCGAAAAAGCACCUGUGCCUAGCAAAUCUUUGACGGUAUAUUUGUCGUCAAUUGAUGGUUGCUUCUCCGAAUCCCGUGCAUCCUUUUUAGAUUUUCUCCCAAAAUCUUUCUUGCCAAACAGAGGCAUCUUGAUGCCCCUCGCUUGCAGAUGUCGACCUACACUACUACUUCACUACUAAUAAAUAUCUACGUACAUAUGGCAGAUAUAUCGAGACGACGGACAGAACAAUAAUCUUACUAGGUGGCUGGCUUCACGGAUAAACGAAACGGAAUGUUGGCAGAGUAUGUUGCGCAGGGCGCUUACCCAAGGUCAGUCGAUUUGUCAAAAAUUCGUUACGUUUCGUUUUACACGUCUGAUUUUAAAAAAGAAAGUAAAUAUGUUUUUUUUAUUAUAUUUUGCUGUUCCUUUACAUAAUUGUAUUUGUUAAAUUGUAUGAAUAUUCGUAAAUGUUAUUAUUAUGGCUAGUAACGUCUCUCUCACUUCACAGCACACAGAUUCGUAUUGCAGUAGUAGUAAGGAUGCAUUCAUA